This is a messenger RNA of Stegodyphus dumicola, 2229 nucleotides long. RefSeq names its product coiled-coil domain-containing protein 22 homolog. NCBI's taxonomy places the organism in Eukaryota, Metazoa, Arthropoda, Arachnida, Araneae, Eresidae. The record is from RefSeq and is a predicted model, not a curated record. Gene Ontology annotation, molecular function: cullin family protein binding. Gene Ontology annotation, biological process: positive regulation of ubiquitin-dependent protein catabolic process.
GUGAAGAUAACCUGUCAACAACGAAUUCCAAGAUGGAGGAGGUGGAUGAAAUAGUUUUACAUACAUUGCGUCAAAUCGGAUGUGAUGUUGAUGACGUUCAUAGUUUAAAAGAAUUCACUACUGAAUCUGCUAUUGAAGGUGUUAUUCGUUGUUUGAAGCUCAUAAACCCGUCUUUGGAAAUAUCUCAUCAUGUUCCACCAAGUAUGUCUGCUAGAUACCGAUUGGGAUCAACAUUGGCUUCCAUAUGUAAAGAUCUGGGAUACAAAGGUGAAAUAGGAUAUCAAACCUUUAUGUAUUCCAAUGAAACAGAUUUAAGGAAAAUAUUUCUUUUUCUUUUUGAAAAUUUGCCGAAAGAAAGUGAGAAAGCUUUGGAAGAACCAUUGAAUAAAACGGCAUUGAUAAUUAAAGAGGCAGGUUCGUAUUUUAGUCGAUGCUUUAGUAAUCCUUGGCUACCGUAUUACUGUAAAAAUGAGUUAUUUACUGAUGCAAAGUUUUUAAUGAAAACCCCAGUUUCUUCCUUGGUGCCUUGCCAGACUAUUGUGCUGUUUACCCCUGUAAGUUAUAAUAACGUACAAAAUAAAAAAUCAUAUCUUAAAUAUUACGAAAGUUGUUUACCUAUUAUUUCAAAGCAAAUGAGUGUAGGCCCUCGUCUGAAUGCAUCUGUGCUUGAAUCAAAUUCUUUAAACUUUAUAAAUCAAUGUGUGAGUGAAUGGAACCAAGAUGAUUUGACACCUAUGCUAAAUAAAAAAGAACUGGUAGUACAAAAACAGGCUAAAAUAAAAAAGACAAUUAAUGAUUGGUUAGUACAAGCCUUGCAACAAAGGAAAGAUGUUUCUGAUAAAUUGGAAGAUAUUUUAGGAAAAACUGUAGGUAAUCAAGAAAUAUGUGGUUCAAGAUUUACACAUUCUCUUGAAUUGCAGUUUACAUCUGAUAAGAAGGAAAAUGCUACACUUACAGGUUUCCUAACCAGCAAAAAAGAUGACUCGGAAGAAGAUAAGCAUAAGAAAAGGGAGUUGGAAAUAAAAGACCUUCAAGAAAAAGUUGAUACUUUAUCAGCUAAACUUGAAUCACUUGUAGUAGAAAAUAAGAAUUAUGAAACAUCAUCUCAGAAUAUCAUGGACCUCAUACGAAAGCAGCAAGAAAACAUAGAUGAAGUGAGAGAACGUUAUAGAGUUAAAAAGUGCACUCUUUCAUUGUUGCCAGAAGCUGAAACAAAUAUUGAGAAAUUACAAGGAUUGAUUGAUGCAAGUUCACAGAGAUUAGUAUCCUUAGCAAACCAGUGGGAACAGCAUAGAGUUCCACUUAUAGAACAAUAUCGUGAGCUAAAAGAGCUGUCUUCUCGUAGGGUGAGUGAAACUCAAAGAAAAUUCGAAGAAAUAAAAUUGUUAAGAGAAAAGAUACGAAAUUUAGGUGCUGAAGCUCGACAGAAAGAAGAUAUGCACAAACAUCUGAUUACUGCUUAUGAAAAGCUGACAAAAGAUGUGAGUCGAUCAGCUUAUACAAGGAGAAUUAUGGAAAUAGUUGGAAACAUAAAAAAACAGAAAGCAGAAAUUGAUAAAGUUCUUUUAGAUACAAGGAAUGUACAAAAAGAAAUUAACAAGUUAUCUGGAAAGUUAGAAAGAACAUUCACUGUCACUGAUGAGCUCAUAUUUAGAGAUGCAAAAAAAGAUGAAGCAAUACGUCAAGCUUAUAAAUACGUUGCAGCUCUUCAUGAAAACAGCAGCCAAUUAAUAUUAAUUGUAGAAGAAACUGGUGCUAUAAUGAGAGAAAUUAGAGAACUGGAAGAUCAGAUUGAACAAGAAAACCAGAAGAAGAUAACUGCAACAUUAGAAAGGAUCACCUCUGAUUAUAAACAAAUGCAACAAGAAAAUGCAUCCUUGCUAGCUCAACUGAAAGGAUUUUCUUGAUUUAGAUAUUAGUCAUUUUAUAGCUAAAAAUAAUGAACAUAUCAAAUGCAUCUUUGGACCAAUUUUUAAUAAUACAUGAUUGGUAAUAAUUAAAUUAAAAUAUAUUCUAUUCAGUUAAAAUUUUUAAAUCUAGGAGAACUUUUGACAAAUUAACCCAGUGAAACAGUAUUAAAUAUUGUAAUUAAGAUAAUGUAUCUAAUUCUGUUCAAGUUGCACUUUUAUAUUGUAGAUAAUGUGUAGUUGGAUUUGGUGUUAUCAUUAUAAGAUAUAUGAUUUUUUUAUUUUAAUAUUAAAUCAAUAAAAUUUGAAAGCUUUUGUGGUU